AUGAAAACUACUUUACACAAUCGCCAAAACCCGUCACGCCGCCAGAAAUCUUCGCUCCGCUCGCUGACAGUAUUGGCACUUGCACUAUUACCAUCAUCAGUAUCUGCCCAAAUCUGCGCAAACUUUAACACAGGCGACGACUCCACUCUUAGUGUCAGUAUCUACCAGUCCAAUGGACUCUGUCAAAACGCGUGCACGGGUUACGCUUACGCUAUUCUACAAAACAAACAAUGCUGGUGUUCUGACUAUUCACCAGCAACAUCAAACCGUGAAGACUCUUCGGCGUGUAGUGAUCCUUGUCCUGGAUACCCGUCAGACCAGUGCGGCAGUCUAGAUAACAACUACUAUUACUACAUUUUACUAGCAACGCCAAAGGGCACAAUCACUUCCAAUGAUGCGACGUCGUCAACAACGUCAACAACAUCGUCUUCGGUCGAAUCGUCGUCAUCUUCUUCAGAAUCUAAUUCUACAUCUUCAUCUUCAUCUUCAUCUUCAACUACAUCUACAUCUACAGACCAAACUACAUCCACAGACCAAACUACUUCAUAUCAGUCCUCGUCGGACCCAACAUCUUCCUCGAGUCCUAUACAAGUACCAUCUACAUCAGAUUGGACUUCAUCUUUAUCUUCCAUUUGGACUACUUCAUCAUCAUCAUCUACUUGGACUACUUCAUCUACUUCAACCUGGAGUCCAACAACCACAUUAUCAUCAUCGUCAACAACAUCAACAACAUCAACAACAUCAACAACAUCAACAACAUCAACAACAACAACGUCAUCAUCAACGUCAUCUCCAACACCUACCCCAUCAACAACAUCAACAUCCUCCUCUACUCAAACAACAUCCUCAAUUUCCUCUUCCUCGAUAGAAUCUUCAACUCAAUCACCUUCCCUACUCAUAUCCGUUCUGACAGUCACAGGAACCCCCCAAACCCUUACCAUCACUGAGAGCUCCGGCCCAUCCUCUUCUGCUACAUCUUCAAUUAAUGUCUCUUCCGACUCAGACAUACUCAACUCUCAAGCUUCCUCCUCUUCCUCCUCUUUAACAUCUACUGCUAGUGUUGCUGCUCAGCAAUCUCCAACAGUCAUCCAUAGUAACUCUUUCUUUAGCAAUAAAGGUGCCGUGGCUGGUGUUUUCACCGUCGUUGGUAUUCUCGUCGUGCUUAUCCUUUGCGUUCUCUUUUACUUUUGGUACCGUCACCGCCAACAAAAGAAGGCUGCAGCAGAUGCUGGCAUUUUGGGCCAUUCGCCUAGCGGCAAGGGCUCGCCAUCAUCCUUUUUCGAAUCAAAGGGACCUUUCCCAGGUGUUAAUGUCAUUCCACCGGCUCCAACAAGUACACGCGGAGAAUCCUUUUCAGAGUAUGGUGGUGUUGGCAUUGCAGCAGGCGGGAUGGGUUCGCGGCGCAUGGGAGGCCUAUCUAGAGAUAAUAGUGGCUCUUCACUAGAUGAAAAACUUUACGGAGGAGGAUCUACUCUUGUACCUCUGGAGGUUGAUCAACGUUUGGAUCCUGGCGCGGUAUAUAUGCGUUGGGACAAUAAUGAUUCUCGGAGGAGUUUACAGGACGAGCAUGAUUAUAGCAGAAAGGUAUUACGGGUGAUUAACCCGGAUUAUGGCCGUGAUAGUCUUGAAAACAACAUGCGACGACCUUGA
Molecule: messenger RNA, 1650 nt
Organism: Magnusiomyces paraingens
Lineage: Eukaryota; Fungi; Ascomycota; Dipodascomycetes; Dipodascales; Dipodascaceae
Exons: 2
Coding region: 1-1650 (549 amino acids)
Source: RefSeq, a predicted model, not a curated record